GUUAGAUUGCUGUCGAGAGUAUUUGUGUCAAAGUUUUUGUACAAUAACAUCGAAACAAAAACCUGACUGAACUUCCCGAUUGCCAGAAGAAAUUGAUUGUGUGAUGCAGCUUCGUUUCCCUAUUCUGGUCAUUCUAUGUGCAGCAAAGAUCCUCAACGUCUUCGGAAAAUGUGCUCCUUCGACUCACUCAAUAAGCGGCUACCACCUGUCUGGUCACGUGAUGUCCACCAAGAUUGUCUCCAGUUUUUCUGAGUGUGUGACCAUGUGUGUAACUAAGAUCCGCUGCAAAAGUUUGAACUUUUGUUUAAAAGAUAAAUCAUGCGACUUAAAUGACGCAGGAAGACAUGCCCACCCAAAGAAUUAUGGACCAAAAGCAGGAAUUAUCUACAUGGAUGUGUCUGAAUCACCCAAGUCUUGUGCAGCAAUACAGCAAGAAUGGCCUCAGGCGGAAAGUGGAUAUUACUGGAUAACGAUUGGGAGAAGAGAAGUUCAGGUUUAUUGUGAUAUGACAAACUACGGUGGCGGUUGGACUUUGGUAGUGACCAUUAGCUCCAAGAGCAACGAUCACCUUCAAGGCACUGAAGUACACUGUUUCCAACCGACAUUGUGUGUUCCCUUUGUCGAAGAGAACAGCGACAUCACGGCGCGAAAAUUAGCAGACAAAGAGAUACAAGAAAUGAUGUAUUUUGAAGGAACUUUUAGAGUUGACGUUUUGAAAAAGAAUGUUACUUACGCCGUUUUUUACCAGAUACCAAGUGGCCGAAAAAAGUUUAACUCAACAUGUGGCUAUGGAACGUGUCCACGCAUAAUCAUUUCUUAUUCUUAUCCUUAUCAAUGGGAGACAAACCGCUGUAAUAAUAUUGACGUGGGCUACCGCAUAUACUCCGACUGCCACAGAGUUUUCGACGGACAUGACGAUGGGGAGUGUGGCCAUUGGUGGACUUCAUCAAAAUAUCAUAUAAGACGAGCCUUGUAUGGUUUCCCACAGUGCCACGACCAAAAUAAUCACGGAAUCUACUACAACAACUCAGGGAUGUUGUUUGUAAAAUAACCCUGCUUCAGAGAAAUAUGCCCUUCAAAGACAACCAUAGCAUGGUUAUCCUCUGAGCUACAGCAAUAGCCGUGGAAUCUUUUUAAACAAAUGCGGG
Molecule: messenger RNA, 1148 nt
Organism: Pocillopora verrucosa
Lineage: Eukaryota; Metazoa; Cnidaria; Anthozoa; Scleractinia; Pocilloporidae
Source: RefSeq, a predicted model, not a curated record